AACCCACAAUCAGGGGAAGUCUGAGAGUAUUAAGGGCCCUCAGGCAGUGCCCAAUUGACCAACUGCUCAGUCCACCCCUGUCCACAAUACAGAAUUUUUUUUUUUUUAUACAAUAUGUGUGCCACUCGGAUAUGCCUCAACCAGCAACAAAUAUUCCAAGUGUUGUGUAGAAAAUAUAUCUGCAUUGAAUAUUUCCUACACAUAUAAACAGAGUCCCAUGAGAUGGAUAUCACAAGACAGGAAAUUGAACCAUUAUAGACUAUAUCCACAGACAUCAGUUUUGAGAGAUUUCUUCAGAGUUAAUAUGGAGGAUGGUAAUCACUCAGACACUUCCAACACAACUGUUUCUGAGAAUAUAAAUUCUGUUAAACAGAUAUCAAGUGCUGAGGAAGCUUUAUCUCAUAAAGAAAAGUCAUCAAAGACGGAUAUUAAUUGUGAAAUUUGUGGAAAAUCUUUUAUGAAUUCUAGUAAGUUAAAAAAACACAAAAGAUUACAUUCUAGAGAAAAACAAUUCCAAUGUGAAAUUUGUGGAAAAUCACUGAAUCAGAAGUCGCAUCUUGUUGUCCACGUCCGUAGCCACACGGGAGAAAGGCCCUAUCACUGUGAAAUAUGUGGAAAAAGAUUCGUUGAUAACAGUACUUUAAAAACUCACAAACAAACUCACACCAGGGAAAAAUCUUUCGACUGUGAAAUAUGUGGAAAGUCGUACACUCGGAAUGCUCGCCUUGUCAUCCACAAACGUUGUCACUCCGGAGAAAGACCUUUCCGCUGUGGAACAUGUGGUAAAACAUUUGUUGAUAAUGGAUACUUGACAAAUCACGAACGAAUUCAUUCUGGAGAAAAACCAUUCCGGUGUGAAAUUUGCGGAAAAUCUUUUAACCAGAAUUCCAAACUCGUUUCCCACAUACGUAUUCACACUGGAGAAAAACCAUAUCGCUGUGAAACAUGUGGCAAAUCUUUUAUUAAUAAUACUUAUUUAACAUGUCACAAGAGAUUCCACACCGGGGAAAAACUGUUCCGCUGUGCCACAUGUGGGAAGUGCUUUGACAAUAACGCCAAACUUGUUGUCCAUGUACGAAGUCACACAGGAGAAAAACCUUUCCUUUGUGAGACAUGUGGGAAAUCUUUCGUUAAGAAUUCUCAUCUUGUGGUUCACAAAAGGGUCCACACUGGGGAAAAGCCCUUCCGUUGUGAAAUUUGUGGGAAACCUUUUCCUGUCCAUUUUAAUUUGGUUGCUCAUAAGAGGACCCACACUGGGGAAAGACCCUAUAAUUGCGACGUAUGUGGGAAAUCCUAUUUUAAUAAAUCGCACCUCGUCGGUCACAAAAGAGUACACACGGGGGAAAAACCGUUCUUCUGCGACACAUGUGGGAAGUCUUUUUUCUCCGGCAGUAAUUUAAAAAGACACAAAAUGUUACACUCCGGGAAAAAAACUUUCCGCUGCGAAAUAUGUGGAAAAUCCCAUGUCACCAAUAGUGAUUUAAAAAGGCACAUACGAAGACACGUGGGAGAUAAGACUUUCCACUGUGAAGUCUGUGGAAAAUCGUUCUUCGAUAAUUCCGAUCUUAUUGUUCAUAUCCGUAGUCACACCGGAGAAAGACCUUAUCAUUGUGACACCUGUGAGAAAUCAUUUAUGUGUAGAAGCAACUUGAAUAGACACAAACGAACCCACACAGGAGAGAAGCCUUUUAAUAAUGGAACAUGAGAAAUUCUUCCCUUGUAAAUUUAAACUUUUAGUCCCAUGAAAUAUAACUUUAACAGAAGAUUUCAUCAUCAUCAUCAUCAUCGUUUAACGUCCGUUUUCCAUGCUAGCAUGGGUUGGAGAGUUUGACCGGGGUCUGGGAAGCCAGGAGGCUGCACCAGGCUCCAGUCUGAU
Molecule: messenger RNA, 1876 nt
Organism: Octopus sinensis (East Asian common octopus)
Lineage: Eukaryota; Metazoa; Mollusca; Cephalopoda; Octopoda; Octopodidae
Product: zinc finger protein OZF-like
Exons: 1
Coding region: 218-1705 (495 amino acids)
Biological process (GO): regulation of transcription by RNA polymerase II
Molecular function (GO): DNA-binding transcription factor activity; RNA polymerase II cis-regulatory region sequence-specific DNA binding
Source: RefSeq, a predicted model, not a curated record